UUACAUACUCUCGUUUCUCGUCCGUCACCAAACAAUCAUGGCGGACUACCGAGAGGCGCCCUUGGCUACUCGGCCAAAAACACUGGACCCAAAUGAAUAUUUCAAUCUUUCUCCGGACUACAGGCGUGCAGAGGAGGAGCGGGCAGCACUGCGGGCCAACCUAAAGAGGCAGUACCAGUUGCAGCUGAACAACCCGCACAGGACCGAGCUCAUUGAAGACCCUGCCCUGACGAGGUGGGUGUACGCACGAGCCAAUCCGUACCCUCACUUCAGACCCACAAAGAAGACUUCUCUGCUUGGUGUAAUGUUUGGAGUGGUGCCUCUGUUUGCCCUCUACUACAUCUUCAAGACAGACAGGGAUAAGAAGGAGGAGAUGAUUAAGGCCGGAACCCUCAAUCGCAAGUUCAGUUUAUCGUAUUGAGCUUCAGUACAGAAAGUUCCUCCUGUGACAUCCCCGAAAUGUUGUGUGUAAUUAUAAUUAAAAAAAAUAAAAUAAAAUAUUAUUGUUCAACA
Molecule: messenger RNA, 513 nt
Organism: Poecilia latipinna (sailfin molly)
Lineage: Eukaryota; Metazoa; Chordata; Actinopteri; Cyprinodontiformes; Poeciliidae
Gene: ndufb4
Product: NADH:ubiquinone oxidoreductase subunit B4
Exons: 3
Coding region: 38-421 (127 amino acids)
Cellular component (GO): respiratory chain complex I; mitochondrion
Source: RefSeq, a predicted model, not a curated record